CCACAUCACGGAUGGGAGCAAGCAGCGGGCAACGCGUGCACCCAGGCAAGAUUUCUAAUAAAGAGAAUAAUCCAUAAAAAUAAAAGGCGGUGUAGCGCAACUACAAAAACAAAAACAAGUUCUCGAUUUGAAAAAAAAAAGAGAAGCGAUGGAUGAUAGUUUCAGAGUUCGAGUUGAUAAGAUAUUCGGAGGUUUAGAUGGUCCUGGUGGCUCAAUGUCUACCGAUUCAAUACGUUCUCUUUGGUCAUUAAGUGAUGCAGAAGUUGAGAAGAAAGAAUGGAGAAAACAACAGCCACCCGAAGAAGAAGAAGAAAUCAUUCCUUCUUCUUUUGAUCAAUCAUUCAUUGCGAAGAAUAAUAGUAAGAAGAAGAUAAAGAAUGGAUUUGGUGACUUUGAUGAUGAUUUAUUCGAUUUCGACGAUCUCGAAGAUGAUGGUGAAGAGGAUGAAGAUGGUGGUGACAAAGAAAAUCCGGGUUCUUCUUCGAGACAGGGUUCUAAUGGUGGUGGUGACGACGAUGAUGAGUGGGAAAUUAGAGGUUCCAUGGGAUUAGAUUCUACUCUCGAUAAUGAAGAUGAAGAAGAUGAAUUUGAUAAAUUUGCUGUCGGAAGGGAAAAGGCUGGGGAUAGAACGUAUUUGAAGGAUGUAACUGAUUAUGGGGAUUAUCUGAACUCGUACAAUGUGAUUCCCAGCUCGUUCAAAGAUCACGUUAGGGAUCCACGAGCAAUUCUUCCCGAGAAAGAUAGCAUGAAAGAAGAUGUUCUGGUAGGUAGUGAAGGUGUUGGAGAUGCUGGGGUUAUAGUAAAUCAUGAUGUUGGUAACUUAAAGCCUAUACUGAAAAGAAAGGAGAAGAAGUCAGGUUCAAAGUCGCAAAAACGUGUUAGAUUUGGCCCAGAAUGUUUGGACAAUUGUAGUGAUCAAGAGUUUGAGAACCCGAAUUCUAUGAAUGGCAGCACUUUUUCGAUGGAGACUACUUUAGAUGCUGAGAAAGCUUCUUUUUUGCCCAGACUGACUUCAACAGUUCCAGAUUAUUUGCUCAACCCUGGGAAGUACACACAGUAUAGCUUUGAUUCUACUGAUGAUGAUAACGAGCAAUCUAAUAAGCAAGCUUGCAUGGAUUUCCUUAACACAAUAAGGAAGGCGCAAACUACAGAGUCGCAGCAGGAAGACAUUUUUGAACUUCCAAAAUCAGUAACCUUUACACCCAAGAAAAAGGCUACUGAUAAUGAUGAGGCAUCAACGAAGAGGGACACUGAGAUGAAUCAUGACCAGGGAGAUAGUUCUAAGGAAUCCCAUGUGCGUAGGGCAGGCAUACCACUUGGUGUUGCUGUAGUAGAGAUGGUAGAAAGUGAAGCAUGUGCAAUGGAAGAAGAUGAAGAGCAACCAACAAUGAAGGACACAAGCGAGAGCUCUAAGAAACCAGGUCGCCAGUAUCGGCCAAAAGUUAUCUGUCAGGAGUGAGAACUGUGUCUCUUGACGGGUUUUUGACAAUUCAGUCAGACUGGUAUGCUGGUAUUUGCUUCAACUUGUACUUGGAUCGUUUAAUGAAACUUAAAUAAUUUAUCUGUCUACACUUGGUGGUCAUUCUUUUGUAGUUCAUUUGCAUUUUUUCGCCA
Messenger RNA from Papaver somniferum (opium poppy), 1614 nucleotides. RefSeq lists its product as uncharacterized. NCBI's taxonomy places the organism in Eukaryota, Viridiplantae, Streptophyta, Magnoliopsida, Ranunculales, Papaveraceae. Bases 149 to 1459 code for a protein of 436 amino acids. The transcript has 2 exons. The record is from RefSeq and is a predicted model, not a curated record.